AUGGCAAAUAGAAAUAAUAAAGUAAAAACCAAAGAAUCCAGCAAUCAAUAUCAUGGAUUAACAAAAUUCAGACAAUCAGAUCAAAGACAGAGUAAGGGGUACAGGGUUGCUAGACUGAGCAGCAGCAGUGGUGGUCGGCCACUAGAAGUGGUGCCGGCAGCAUUUGACACGCUGGAAAGAGAAAAACAGGGGGAUUGGGGAGCAGGAGCAAGCCUCAGCCUUCGCCAUCCUCUGCUUCGGCCUUUGAGUCAUCAUCGUCGUCAUAAUUGUGAGUCAGCAUCUGCCUCUGCUCUGGCUCUGCGUAUUCUGGUUCUUCUUUGCCAUCGUGGUGCUCAGACUCUUAGAAAGGAACUUGUAGAGUUCUUGUUAGAAGACUCUAAUGCUUCAAAAUCACAGGCAAAAUCAAACUUAGUUGCAAAACAACCCUGUCUGAAUGUAUAUCUUCUCUUAGAGUUGGACACUGAAGCUACAUUAGAUGUUCUUAGAUGUGCGUUUGAUGAAGAUGAAAUUUCAAUUACUGGUUCAUCUUCACUAAACUCGAUUGAUCAAUCCAUUGAAGAAGCAAAAGAAGAAAAUGGUAUUACAGAACAUCAAAGUACUUUGGUUCAGAACACAGUAGAUGCUCUUGUUAAAUUAAUUGAUAUUAAAUCUGUUUCACCAGACACGACCUCUAGUAGUGGUGAUGAUGGGUUGAUAAAAGAGUGGCCAUUGAAGGACAUGGGUUAUCUGUUUGAGUUCAUUGCCUAUUAUGUCGCUCUCCAAAGAGCUAAAAUCUCAAAGGAUGUACUGUGUCAAAUAUUUGAAUAUUUGACUUCAGAGAGGUACUCUGCAACAAAUGUCUUGGUUCAUGGUUUAACUCCAAAAAAUAAAGAAACACAAGUGCUUGCACUUUCGGAAAUACUGCCUGAUUCAGACUGGGAUGCAUAUGUACUAGAACUUUGUGAGAGCACUCAAUAUCACCAAAUUCUCUACAAGAUGCCAACCCCACAUGGAAGCCCCAUUCCUCUGCAUGAAAAUGAUAUAGCAGAGAAUUCUUAUGGACAUCAACAGAUAUCACGAUUUGAGAUCUUGAACAGCUUGCAGAAAAAUGAGAGAUUUAUUCAGAUAGAAAACUUGCCUCAAUUGAGGCUUGCCCCACCUGCUGUAUACCAUGAAAAGGUAAAUAAGGUGAUAGAUUUUCAUGCUGGGAAAAGUAGCAGUAGUAGUUCUGCAGUUUUGGAGAAACAAAGUAGAAACAACAAGCAAAACCGGGAGCUAAGAGUUAAGGGUUCAUUAAUCAGAUUUCCCUUAAAAUCAACUAUAUUUGGUCAACUUUCCAGUGACGGAAAACUACGGAAGGAUCAAAUUGAGGCACGGGUCAAAAUUUUAGGGUACAAUUUGAGUCAAUUGAAAGUUUGAGGGCUAAAUUACGUCGGGGGUCAAAUUUCAGAGACCAUUUUGAGUAUUAACUCGUUGACAUUCACAUUGACUGCGGUGGGUUGUGUGUUGAUUGCUUUUGCUUAGACCGGAGGCCAUGAUUGAUUAUGUGAUGGGCUGGAGGCCGCGAUUGAUUUAUGUUUAAGUUUAGUAAAGUAUGAAAAAUCAAACUGGUUUAACA
Messenger RNA from Arachis ipaensis, 1597 nucleotides. RefSeq lists its product as uncharacterized. The record is from RefSeq and is a predicted model, not a curated record. Lineage: Eukaryota; Viridiplantae; Streptophyta; Magnoliopsida; Fabales; Fabaceae.